Messenger RNA from Pterocles gutturalis (yellow-throated sandgrouse), 1047 nucleotides. RefSeq names its product patatin-like phospholipase domain-containing protein 2. The transcript has 5 exons. Lineage: Eukaryota; Metazoa; Chordata; Aves; Pterocliformes; Pteroclidae. The annotation marks the transcript as partial. The record is from RefSeq and is a predicted model, not a curated record.
GUACUUGGAGAGAUCUGUGAGCAAGGAUAUUCAGAUGCUCUUAAAUUCUUAAAAGAGAAUGGUAUUCUGAAGGACUCAAUUUAUAUCCACUUGUCCCUCACAAAAAGAAAUCCUAAUGAGGCUGUGCAACACAUUGACCAUAUGAAGAAAAAGAAAUUGACAGAAAAUAAUGGAGUAGAAACUUUGAAAACGGAAGUACUUAACGACCAGCUGAAGCAAAAUCCAUGGCCUUUGGAGAAGAGCAUAUUUGAGAGUCUACCUCCCAGACUUCGUAAAGCACUGCAGGAAGCUUGUAAAGAACAGAAUGGAUUCUACGCUCAGUUCUCUAAACUCUUCCCAAUGCGGGUGAUAUCGUAUCUGAUGCUACCAUAUACACUGCCAGUGGAGUCUGCUUACUCUGUUGCUUUACGGUUAGUAAACUGGUUUCCUGACAUGCCUGCUGAUGUUCGAUGGAUGCAAGAACAGCUUUGUCGGAUUGCUGGUACAGUUUAUUCACAGGCUAAAAGCAAGCUGUUCUGUACAUCCAGGAAAGACAAUUUUGCAUCACUAAGAAAAUGUCAAACUGUCUCAUCUACUAUGGAAUUUAAUUCUUCUUACAGCCACCUUAAAAUGCCUCACUCUUCUGCGGACCUUGAAACCUUGUUCUGGGAAUCUUCAUACUUCAUGCACUCAGCUAUGAAAAAUGCUUCUGCUAAGAUGCAGGAGCAUUCAGACUUAAAUUCCUAUCCUAAUUUUCUCCCAAAUUCUGAGGAGUCUGGGUUGGAAAUAGAAUUUGAGUCUUCCUCAGAGACAAGUUUCCAAACUGCUCCAGAGUAUUAAUUUGAAAAUAGGUUUCACAGUUUCCAAAAUUCCAGUUUGGCAGAGAAAUUUAAAUCCUAAAGGACUAAAGAUUGCUAUGUUUAUUGCCAAUAAGUCUUGGAAAGUUACUUGUUUACAGCUUCCUGACAAAUCUGCCUUGGGAAUUCUACUGUUUUAAGGAUUAUAAAAACAGUGGCUGCUAUACUAAGUAACAGACUACAAUUCUGUUGAAGCACCAGCUCAAUCAAC